This is a messenger RNA of Magallana angulata, 2313 nucleotides long. RefSeq names its product neuronal acetylcholine receptor subunit alpha-6-like. The transcript has a single exon. Gene Ontology annotation, cellular component: synapse; neuron projection; membrane. Gene Ontology annotation, molecular function: extracellular ligand-gated monoatomic ion channel activity; transmembrane signaling receptor activity; neurotransmitter receptor activity. Gene Ontology annotation, biological process: chemical synaptic transmission; monoatomic ion transmembrane transport; regulation of membrane potential. NCBI's taxonomy places the organism in Eukaryota, Metazoa, Mollusca, Bivalvia, Ostreida, Ostreidae. The record is from RefSeq and is a predicted model, not a curated record. The coding region runs from base 487 to 1902 and encodes 471 amino acids.
GACUAAUCAGAACGUUAACAACCCUGUCCAGAAACUCUGUGGUAAAAGUAAAACAACCCCAGUUAGAUGUUCGAUGACCCUUUGAAAAUUGCUUCCAGUAUUAUUUAUUUAUUUUUGCCUUUAAUCAAAGUUUUACAAUGCGUGUCUUUAAAUGUCAGUGUGAUAUGGGAAAUGUGUUCUAGCUCGGAACAACAACAAUCCCUGGCCUGUAGAUAAACCUCAUUUAAAUCUAUUUGUCCUUUAGGCUUGGUCAGUGUGACAUCAUUCCUUGUUCUAGGACAAAAAUAUUUUUUCAUGGAAUGUAAUCGCUGCGAAAACACACGGUUCUCGGAUUUGCAGGGGCCAGUGAGUAGCUCGGCCCGGGAAAGAGAUGGUACCAUUUCAAAAGCGUUUUGUUUAUGAUCGAAGAUUCAUUUGAAUGAUAAAGUCUGCAGACAUGAGUGUGCUUAUACAGUGGUCAGCAUCAUCGUGUCUAUAACCAAAUCAAUGACGAUGCCCCAGUGUAAGACAAGACCCUUGCAGUGGUCUGCGUCCUGGACAAUUUUAACCGUUUUAUUUAACUAUACAUCCGCAAACAGAACGUCAGUGGAAACACUAUACAGGGGUCUUCUAAGUAACUACAAUCCGUACAUCCGACCAAACGACGACCAGGACCAGCAGACGACCGUCAGGGCCACGCUACACCUGAUCGCCAUUAACGACGUGGACGAGCUGUCCGGCACUAUGUCGACGGUCGUUUACGUAGACGUCACGUGGAAGGAUCCCCGGAUGAUGUGGGACAAGGCGGACUACACCAACGUGUGGCAGAUCCUGGUCCCGCAAAAUCUCGUGUGGAAACCAGAUCUCGUGGUGACGAAUCCGGUGAAGAAAGUCCGAAAAAUCGGAUUUGAUGACAUCAUGAUCCGUUACAAUGAUAACGGAGUGGCCCUGUGGUACACAGGAGACUACUUAGAAACGUCAUGUGAUAUUGACGUCACACACUUUCCGUUCGAUCGGCAGGUCUGUACCAUUGUGAUGAUUCCCUGGAACUACCGACACCGUGAGCUCCAACUCUUCAUCGUUGAAAACAACAUCAAGUUGGACAACUUCACAGAAAACGGGGAAUGGAUUCUGUACGACACGGCCGCGGAGAGGGUCGGGGACGGACCGUUCGAAUAUAUCUACUUCAAGUUGUACCUGGAGCGCCGGUCCUCCUUCUUCAUCAUCAACCUCUUCAUUCCAGUGGUCCUGCUGGUGUUCCUGAACUGUAUGGUGUUCCUGCUGUCGGCGGACUCCGGGGAGAGGAUCGGGUACGCCAUCACGUGCUUGCUGGCCAUCACCGUGUACCUGACCCUGGUGUCUGACACCAUCCCCAAGUCCUCCAAACCCAUCUCCGUGCUGACCUUUGUCCUGAUGGUCCUACUGAUCUUGUCCACCCUUAUUUGUUUUCUGACCAUCAUCGGCCUCAGGUUCCAUUUCCGAAAUGAACGGAAACCUUUACCAAAGUGGCUUUGUAAGCUGACUCGAAUUUUAAGGUGCAAAAAGAUAAGGAAACAAUUUGGAAGAAUUUUUAAGUCGGAUUGUAGACAACGUAGAAUAAGGUCGGCAGAAAAUCAGCACAGAAGCCCUGAACCCGAGUCGCACCCAGGUGUUUCUCAGCAAACUGAAUUCAGUAAGCCCAUCGUGUCCAUAGUCGGUUCCUCUGAUGGUAAGGACGCGUCCAUCUAUAGACAGAGUUUUCAUCUGGGAGAGUCGUCUGAGGUGAUCUAUGAGGACUGCGAUGAGCUUCCGGAAUACGAGUUGGAGACGUGGAAGACGUUCGCCAAGUUGUUUGACAAGUACUGCUUCAUUUUGUGUGUCAGUGCAGUGAUUAUUAUUGGGGCUUUGUAUUUCAUGAUUUCCAGCGGUCGUCUAUCGGUGUAGUCUAAUAUGGUUAUGAUAAGUUGUCCUAACCUAAUUUGUGUGUGAUGCUGCACGAAGGAUGGUCCCGUGUCGUACUGCGGCGGUACAUUCAGUGAAUCCUAUAACCUCGGCGAGAUCACGUUUUUCGGAAUAACCGGACUUACACCGUCAAGUCAUAGGAUCACGGGAGAGUCAACUAGUAAAACCCGAAAGUUUUCCGAGUCAACUGGUAAAACCUGGUAAAACACGAAAGUUUUCCAAAUAUUCAUGCCAUUUACCUAUGUAUAGUGAUAAUUAAACUGUGGGAAUAGAACAUGUUUUGUUUCGCCACCCAAAGUCAAUCUGAUUGAAAUACAAAAUAACCCUGUGUAUAAACCAUAGUUUUUUUUUCUUUUGUGUAAUCACCAGUAAAUCGAUUUGCGUUUGUCGUCA